AACAGACCUUGACAACGAACCAUUCUUUCUUAUCGAGUUCGCCAUGUGUAAACUAAAAAAGAUCACUUUUCACUCAGUUUGAAAAGAAAAGUAAAGUUCAGUUCUAAAUACUAGUAGCUUGCUCUUUGAUUCCUGGACUACAACAGCAUUUUCACAGGUAGAAAAAUCUGUUGGCUUACGUGCCUAACCUUGAAUCAAAUGGUAAAAACCGUAUACCGUUAGUUCGUUGCUGCCAACAAUGUCCAGCCUCGUCCAGCCUCAACGUAUAAUAAGGUAUCUGUUUUGGCAUUGUAAAGCAUAAGGUCAAGUUUCAACAGGAUAUAACAUUUGGUCAACUGCCAAAAUAAUCUCGAAAAAGAAAAAAAACAAAACAAAGAGCUUUUUCUCGUUUAAGACAUUCAGACCCUUUACUCUAUCGAAAACUUUACGAGCCACCGUCACGUAUACCAUUUUCUCGCUGUCUAGACUUUUAAUGAACUUGAUUCUAAACCAUACAAAUUUAUCCUCUUGUUGAAAAGAAAAAAUACAAUCGCCGGGUAACGAUGCUUGUAUGAAUAAAUGACGCAGAAAUGAAAUCAACCCUACAGUUAAAAAAAGGCGCCAAAUCAAACAAUUUAAAAAGGGGGAAUGAAUGAUCCGAAUAAUAACUCGGGUGAGUUCUUUUCUAUCGCAGGAAGUACAUAAACGGACUAUUCUCUAAGGCUAUAGACUGAGAGGUCAUCCUUCUUUAGAGUUAUUCUGUUACUUCCAUUCUUUAGAGUAAAAGUUUGUUUAGUUGCGCGUUUGUACCGUAGAGAGCCAAAAUUCCACCGUAAAAAUGUUCUGAUCCCGUCGAGUCCUUCGGGGGUUUUUCAGAACGGAACUUUUUUCGGGACGUAAAGAAUUCAGUAGAUAUACAGUACCUUGGCGGACUUAACCGUUCACGCUCCAUUCAGGGUCGUACCUUGGUGUGUAGUAUAUAAAAGCCCUCCUCCUCGGCUUUCGAGGAAGCUGUUGUCAUCCAGAAAGCAACGAGAACGGCUCGUAGGGUUGAGAGCACCAUUUGACCGGUUGGAUGGAUCGACCAACAUCAAAAGACCACUAAUUCAACGAGACUUUUUAUUAUCAAGCUAUAUAGAAAGAGAGAGGGAGCCGCAUGUUUUAUUUCUCCGUGCUGCGACGUCAUAGAAGAAAGGAAAAGAAAUUGAUCCCGUCUAGCGCUAGACACAUACCGCAAUCAUGGGCUCCAUUGUUCAAUCCUUUAUUGGCGAAUGCAGCCGAGUCUGGGACUUGAGAGACAGGCGGACGGACGGAUGGUUCCUGGCCGAGUCUCCGCUCACGCCCGUGCUCUUUUGCGUCAUCUACCUGCUCUUCGUGAAAAUCUGGGGCCCAAAACUGAUGGCCAAUCGCUCGCCGUUCCAGUUAAAGGGCGUCCUGAUCGUCUACAACUCGUUUCAAAUUGUUUUCAACGGCUGGAUGUUCUACCGCAUUUGCCGGCUGACGUGGUUCAACGGCUACAGUUUCGUCUGCCAGCCGGUGGACUACUCGGCCAGCGAGGACGGACUCCAGGAAGUCCUGAUGGGCUACUGCUUCUACGUGUCGAAGCUCAUCGAUUUCCUCGACACGGUGUUCUUCAUCCUGCGCAAAAAGAACAAUCAAAUCACUUUCCUCCACGUUUUCCAUCAUUUCGUCAUGGUGCUGGCCUGCUUCGCCGGCUUCCGGUUCAUGACGGGCGGCCAGAGUGCUUUCACGCCGACUUUCAACACUUUUGUGCACUGCGUCAUGUAUUUCUACUAUCUGAUGGCCGCCAUGGGCCCUCGCUACCAGAAAUAUCUCUGGUGGAAGAGACAUCUGACCGCUUUGCAGAUGAUUCAAUUCCUCUGCGUCGGACUGCACGGCACGAUGCCCUUCUUCGCCGACUGCGGCUUCCCCAAAAUCUACUGCUGGUACUGCGUCUUCCAGUCCAUCAUGUUCUUCCAGCUCUUCAACAAUUUCCGCUCGAAAACCUACCGGCUGCAAGAUAUUAACGUCAACAACAACAAAAUGAACUAAAAACUAAAAGACAAAUCUGCAUUUGUAUUUUAGUUUGUAACUGUAAAUUUCGAAAUGACCGCUCAAUCUAAAUGAAUUGUUUUUUGGAAAUAAAAAAGUGUUUUAUGUUUCAAUCGAUAAAUGCUUUAGAGAU
Messenger RNA from Daphnia pulicaria, 2164 nucleotides. RefSeq names its product elongation of very long chain fatty acids protein AAEL008004-like. Gene Ontology annotation, molecular function: fatty acid elongase activity. The transcript is spliced from 4 exons. Gene Ontology annotation, cellular component: endoplasmic reticulum membrane. The record is from RefSeq and is a predicted model, not a curated record. Gene Ontology annotation, biological process: fatty acid elongation, monounsaturated fatty acid; fatty acid elongation, polyunsaturated fatty acid; fatty acid elongation, saturated fatty acid. Bases 1219 to 2031 code for a protein of 270 amino acids. Lineage: Eukaryota; Metazoa; Arthropoda; Branchiopoda; Diplostraca; Daphniidae.